Saccoglossus kowalevskii is the source of this 1044-nucleotide messenger RNA. RefSeq lists its product as uncharacterized. The record is from RefSeq and is a predicted model, not a curated record. Lineage: Eukaryota; Metazoa; Hemichordata; Enteropneusta; Harrimaniidae.
GUAAGCACGUCGGAAGUCAUCAACACAUCGAUGCAGUCAACACUGGCUACUUGUUUACUUAGACGACACACGGACCGCAUACAGAACGGUAAGCAUAUUCUGGCGGCUUUAGUAUUUGGAUUCUUUCGCUUGACGUACCUGGUGAUAAUAGCGACAUCUGUGACGUCUUGGACAGUUUCAAAGGUAAAUAGCUGAUAGUUUUCGUUGUGAACAAACAUGGAGAAACAUACAGAAAAUUAUCGUAGCAUCGACAAUACAACUGACGUAGAAAGCGUCUGUAUUUGCAAACUGCCAAAUCGUGAAGGUGAAAACACAUUGAACACAAAUGAUGUGGAAUAUUUAUAUAACGCCGAGGGCGAUCAAUCUAAUAGCAUUCCCAAAAGUGCAGAACACUUACAGUGCGCAUGCUCUGAUAACAGCCUGAAAUCUAAGAACUCAAGCGACUUCCAUGAAGCUAAAAUUAGAAUAAAUGGGAAAUUAGAACAACUACGAAGUGAUUUGACGUCAUUACAAAACCAGGAUCAGUCACUAUUACGUCAGCUACUGCAUAUUCAUGAGAUGAUAGGACAGCUGAACGGAGGAAGAUAUAAAAGCCGGCGUUUUACCGUGUCGUCUGCGUUAGGUGGCGCCAGAACAGAAGUCGAUCUUCAAGAAAUUGUUGACAGGUUGUCACCAAGGAGACUGCGAAGUCUCAGUUUCUCUUCUAUGGAUGAUUUUACUGAAUUUGAUUUUGAUGAUGAUGCAAUUGAAAAGCUUAGUAUGUCUUAUCCAGCUUGCUUUUGAUCACGUGUACUUGCUUUGAGUGGCAAUCACUGGAGUACUUGGAUCGUCAUCAUGUUUAAUCGCCUGAUAACAGCGGAGCAGUUCUUUACACGGGCAUAACUAUAGUGCAAUGGAAUUGCAUUGACACACAGAAUGAGAAACCCGAGAGACGCCCUCUAUCGAAUUCAUGUGUCCAUCUGUUUAAUAACAUAUACUUUGUGUAAAUGCCACUUUAACAUGUAGUUUUAUUUUUUGAUCUCAAUAAUAAAGGUUUCAACGUCU